AUGCUGUUGGCUCGCCACAAGACAUUUGCUCCACCGGAGUGGACAUGCCCAAAUUGCCGACGAGGACUGCAGACGCUGGACUGCUGGUGUGGCAAAGGACUCCCCGAUGAGCCCACUCCGCCACUGUUUCAGGAUCUCUUCAAGAGCCAGAAACAUUAUGACCAGAUCUUGCGGCAAGAGCCUUUCGCCGACAUGCGGCUGAGGCUUUUGGGCAAGGGCCAGCGUCAGCUGAAAUCUCAGGGAGAGUAUCUUCUGAGCCACAUGGGCCUGAACAAGCAUCAGGUGCAGCUUUGGAAGGACACGGACACCGAGCGCAGAUAUCGACUUAUGCGGACAGCCUCACUGCCCAGUGACACGAAGAGCACUGCAUCGGAUGCGCUGUCUGAGCGGCCCUCAACCUCGUAUUCUGCCACGGAGCGGCGGGUUCCACAAGAUCCUGUUCAAGCCAUCUUGAUGAAAGGCCCACCAUCCUUCUCUCCCGCUAUGGCCGGCCUUGCAUCUGCCGCCUUGGCCUAG
Messenger RNA from Symbiodinium pilosum, 516 nucleotides. The record is from the annotation of a GenBank genome assembly. Lineage: Eukaryota; Dinophyceae; Suessiales; Symbiodiniaceae.